Molecule: messenger RNA, 2916 nt
Organism: Tetrahymena thermophila SB210
Lineage: Eukaryota; Ciliophora; Oligohymenophorea; Hymenostomatida; Tetrahymenidae
Product: PolI-like DNA polymerase, putative
Exons: 8
Biological process (GO): double-strand break repair; DNA-templated DNA replication
Molecular function (GO): 3'-5' exonuclease activity; DNA-directed DNA polymerase activity; DNA binding
Source: RefSeq, a predicted model, not a curated record
AUGAUAACUUUCUUGAAGAGAUUAACCAACAAAAAUACAUAAAUCAAUCAACCAGUUUUUAGAUUUUGUUCUGCUAACCCAAGCAACUCUCAAGUUUUAGGAGACUAUGUAAUCAAAUCUAAAAUGAGUGGACACUCUUCUGAAAAUUUAUAUGAGAAAUAUAAAAAUUUUUACAAUGUUCAAAUAGAAAAAAUCAACAUUCCUGGAACAACUAUUGUAAAAAAUAGAGACUAGGCUCACAAGGUUGUAAAAAUCUUAAAAAGCUUACCAAACAGAGAGCAUGCAUGGGAUACAGAAACUAUAGAUGUAGAUGCUAAAUUAGAAUCUCCUAUUGGAAAAGGAAAAAUUAUCUGCGCUUCAGCCUUUUGUGGAAUUGAUGUAGAUUUUGGAAAUGGUCCAAGGUUGUUUAUAGAUAAUUUUGCUCAAAACACUGACUUGAUUUAAAUUUUUAAAGAGUAUUUAGAAGAUUCUAGAUACAAAAAGAUUUGGCAUAAUUAUGGAUUUGAUCGUCAUAUUUUUUAUAAUCAUGGUAUUAAUGUCUAAGGAUUUGGAGGUGAUACUAUGCACUUGGCAAGAUUAGCAGAUCCAAGUAGAGGACCAAAAGAAUAUAGUUUAGCAAAUGUAACCAAGCAUUAUGAAGAAGAAAUAAAAUAUUUAAAGAGAUAAUUAAUUAAUGAUCUGAGAAAAAGCAUUUAAAUUAAUACAUAAGAACUUCAAAGUGUUUUAGCAGCACUUUAAAAAGGAGCAGAUUUACCUCAUGAAAUUAUUUAAAAAUUCAAACUUCAUAGAUUUAAUACAAGAGAUGAAUAAAUAUUCUUUAUAAAUGAUCAAAUACAAAAGUGGUUGAUCAAAAAAUAGCCUGCUGAUUAAUAUGAAAAAUACUACUUAAAUACAAACUUAAAAACAAAUAUGAAACAACUCUUUGGUAAAAAGAAAUACUUAAAAGAUGGAAAAGAAGGAAAAACUAUUGAAUUCCCAAAUACUAUUCGUAUGCACACAGAUCCAGAACUUCUAGAAAAAUGGGUUCAUUACUCAUGUUUGGAUGCUGAAAUCACCUUCUUUGUUUUUUAAGUAUUAAAAGACGAAUUAAAAAGUUUAAGCACCAACUUCGAAGACAUGAAAAAUAUGUUAGAUUUAUACAACAAGUACUGGAAACCUUUUGGAGAAAUAUUAACUGAUUUAGAAAGAAGAGGCUUUGAGCUAAAUUUGGAACAUUUGGAUAAAAUUAGAGUUUAAGCUGAGAAUGAUAUGAUUAAAUUGGAAAAACAAUUCUUAGAUUGGGUAUGCUCUACUCAAUAAGGAUUAGAAUAAUUUAAUUAUUCCUCUGCUCAGUAGCUUCAAUAAUUAUUUUUUGCACCUUUCAAGAGAAAGAAAAGAAUUACUAAGGAUAAAGUCGAUGCUAACUUGGAUGAUAAAGAAAAAAAAGAUCUUGAAGGAUUUAAAAGUUUUGAAGAGAAUAGUGCUGCUAUUGAUGAUGACGAACAGUUUUUCAAAUAAUAAUUUAAUGAACAAAAUGAAGAUUUGGAUGAAGACGAAGAUGAUGAUGAGCCAUAAAAAAAUAAAAGGCUUUUCAAAAAAGCAAAGCCACAAGAAGAUGAUGACGAUGGCUACCUUUCAGAUGGUCGUAAGAAAUCAGUCCGUAAAGAGGAAGAUGAUAUCCCUUAGACAAAAGCCUUUAAAGUCCUAAACAUAAAGGGAAUAAUCCCAGAAGGAAAGAAAAAACCCCCAAAACAACUAGAUAUGAAUAUCACAGGGCUCGGCCUAGAAGUAAUUAGUCUUACUGACUCUGGAAUGCCUGCAGCCGAUCUUCCAGUUUUAAAAAUCUUAGCAGGAAACCCAAAAAAAGGAAAUUAUGGUGCAAUAGGCGAAUAUUACAAACAAAAAGGAGAUGAAGAAAUGGGAAAAAGGGCUUCUCAUGCUAUUGAGUCUUUAAUUUAACUUAAAUAGGUAGAAACUCUUUUAACAACUUUUAUUAUUCCACUGAGAGAAUUAGCAGAUAAAGAUGGAAGAAUACACUGUUCACUGAAUAUGAAUACUGAAACAGGAAGAAUAUCAGCAAGAAAACCUAAUUUAAUGAAUUAACCCUCACAUGAUAAAGAUGUGUAUAAAAUUCGUAGUGCUUUCUAAGCUGGUAAAGGUAACAAGCUUAUUGUGGCUGAUUAUGGUCAAUUAGAACUUAGAAUUCUUGCUCAUAUGACAAAUUGUAAGGCAAUGAUUGAAGCCUUUAAAAUGGGUGGUGAUUUUCACAGUAGAACUGCUAUGGGUAUGUACCCUAAGCUAAAGGAGGAAAUAGAAAAGGGUGAGCUACUUUUAGAAUGGGAUAAAUCUCAAGGAGAACCCCCUGCACCGUUACUCAAAGAUAAGUACUCAAGUGAAAGAAAAAAAGCUAAGAUGAUGAAUUUCUCAAUAGCAUAUGGAAAGAGUGCACAUGGCUUUUCUAAAGAUUGGAACUGCUCUAUGAAAGAAGCAUAAGAAGCUCUAGAUGCUUGGUUUGCAGACAGAAAGGAAGUAAAAGAAUGGCAAGAAAACACUAAAAAAAUAGCCCUAGAACAUGGAUACACAUAGACAAUGAUGGGAAGAUAUAGAAAUUUAGAAAGGCUUACUCAUUCAAAGAGUGCUAGACAUCUUGUUUAACAUGGUUUAAGAGCCUCUAUAAAUACCCCAAUUUAAGGUGGUGCAGCAGAUUUAGUUAUUGCUGCAAUGGUAAAAGUAUCAUAAGACCCUAAGCUUAAUGAGCUAGGCUACAAGCUAUUGCUAUAAAUUCAUGAUGAAUUAAUCUUAGAAGGACCGGAAGAGCAUGCUUAAGAAGCAUUAGCAAGAGUUAUAGAAAUAAUGGAAAAUCCCUUAGAUACCCCAUUAUUGCUAAAGAUGGAAGUAGACGCUAAAGUUGGUAAUAAUUGGUAUGAGUGUAAAUGA